Messenger RNA from Emys orbicularis (European pond turtle), 2130 nucleotides. RefSeq names its product nitric oxide associated 1 (gene NOA1). Lineage: Eukaryota; Metazoa; Chordata; Testudines; Emydidae. The record is from RefSeq and is a predicted model, not a curated record. Gene Ontology annotation, molecular function: GTP binding. The transcript is spliced from 8 exons. Bases 1 to 2004 code for a protein of 667 amino acids.
AUGUACCGACUGAGCCGCGCGCUGCUGGGGGCCCUAGCCCGGGCCCGGGCCCCGCCGCUCCGGCAGCCCCCGGGCCCCGGCCGGCUCCUGACCGCUGCCCUGCGGCCGGGGAGCCCGGGCGGCCUCUCCACCCGGACCCGGCGGGAGCCGCCCACCGCCCCGCAGCGCCCUGCGGCCCAGGGGCCGGGCGGCGAGGAGGAGCAGUUCGUCUUCCCCGAGUACGUGCCCGAGCCGGGCCCGGCGCCGGCCGGGGAGCCGCCCGCCGCCCCGAGCGGCCCGGAGAGGAGGCCGCGGGAGAAGCGGCAGCACCGGGUGACGGGGCGGCCGGACCCGUCGGUGCCGCCCAGCGGGGUGAGCUGCUCGGGCUGCGGGGCGGAGCUGCACUGCCGGGACCCCGCCGUGCCCGGCUACCUGCCCAGCGAGAAGUACCGCCGCCUGAUGGAGGCGCACCGGGCCCUGCAAGGGGUGGUGUGUCAGCGCUGCUGGCUCCUGGUCCAUCACCAGCAGGCGCUGCACAUGCAAGUGUCCCGGGAGCAAUACCGCAAUCUGGUGAGUGCUGCCCUGCGCAGCCCCCCACGCCAUGGACGCCGCCCCCUGGUGCUAUACAUGGUGGACAUGCUGGACCUGCCCGACUCAGUGCUACAGGACCUACCUCAGCUGGUGGGUGCAGGGUCCAACAUCCUGGUGGUGGGCAACAAGGUGGACCUGUUGCCUGGGGACUCUCCAGACUAUCUGAAUCGCUUUCGAAAACAGCUGCUGAGGAGCUGUGCCCGUGUGGGCAUCCUCCCUGCAGUCCAGGGCACGGGGGGCCAGGUUGGCAGGACUGCGAGCCAGAACUUGGUGGAUGUGCACCUGAUCAGUGCCAAGACAGGCUAUGGAGUGGAGGAGCUGAUCUCCAAACUGCAGCACUCCUGGAAGUGCAAUGGCGAUGUGUAUCUCGUAGGAGCUACCAACUCCGGCAAAUCCACACUGUUCAAUACCCUGCUGCAGUCUGACUAUUGCAAGUCCAAAGCCCCGGAGGUGAUCAACAGAGCAACAAUCUCGCCCUGGCCAGGCACAACUUUAAACCUCCUGAAAUUUCCAAUUAUUAACCCUACGUCUGACAGACUGUUCAGGAGACAGGAGAGGCUAAAAGCAGAUGCAGAAAAAACGGAAGAACAACUUAGUGAUGAUGAACAAAAAUAUCUUAAAUGCCUUAAAAAGCAAGGUUAUUUAAUAGGAAGAGUUGGAAGAACAUUUCAACAACAGAAGUCAAAAGCUGUCAUUGACUUUGAUCCUGAUGAGCUCUCUUUUAACAUGGAAGAGGAGCCUGUCUUUUCAUCCAACAAGCCUAAAGAGAGAGUGGAAUUUACAUACAAUGAACUGAAAGAUGCUCGCUGGUUUUUUGACACGCCGGGGAUUGUAAAAGAAAAUUGUGUUUUAAAUCUUCUAACAGAGAAAGAAGUAAAGCUUGUCUUGCCGACACAUGCCAUUGUUCCACGGACCUUUGUACUUAAGCCUGGAAUGGUUUUGUUUCUAGGUGCUUUGGGACGCAUAGACUAUUUGCAGGGAGCAAAAUCCUCCUGGUUUUCUGUUGUGGCUUCUAACCUGUUGCCAGUCCAUGUUACUACCCUGGAGAAAGCAGAUAGCAUCUAUCAGAAGCAUGCUGGGAAAACAUUACUGAAGGUUCCCAUGGGGGGUGAAGAGCGAAUGAAGGAAUUCCCACCACUUAUUCCUCAGGAAAUCACGCUGGAAGGAAUUGGCACCCUUGAGGCAGUGGCUGACAUAAAGCUGUCCUCUGCUGGUUGGGUUGCAGUAACUGCUCACUUGGAAGACAAACUACAGCUGCGAGCCUAUACUCCUGAAGGGACAACGCUGAUGAUACGUAAACCUCCUCUGUUGCCUCAUAUCGUUGGCAUCAAAGGGAACCGCAUCAGAGGAAGUGCGUCCUAUAGAACUAAAAAGCCACCUCCCCUAGUGGAGAACUUAAAGGCAAAUGGAACAAAUAAAAAAAAGGGUAUCUAAAAUUUAAGAAGCACAGGAGCUGGGAAGUCCUUGGACAUAUGUGUUGCUUACAGAAAAUUACGAAAACAAUUAUUCAUAGAAAACAUACAUUCUGAUUUUAAGAUUGGCUUCGGUAAAACAUGUUUG